UUCAGACUGGCAACAAACAAUGAUAUUGUUACGCAAAAGUGGAAAAUAAGUUUUUGUUCAGUUUUUGCAUUUUUUCUAGGAAUUGUUGCUGUUGUUUUGAAACAUGAUAUGUUUGAACUACCUAGUGUUAUCAUAUUUACUUUUUGUUGCUGCUUGUGCUGAUGAAGAAGAUGUAACUGUAGAAUUCAGCUCCCCUGAGAUCAACAAGCCUUCAGAAAAUGCGAAAAAUGCUAGUCAGUUGAUACUUCAAGAAAUUGAGGGACAUAUUAGUGAAAGAUUGUUGUCUGAGAAAACAUUAAAAGAUGGUGCUAAUCUGACUGCAGAUGGGAAAUUGGAAAAUACAAAUGGUACUGGGAAUUCAUCUGCUGAAGGAAAGAAUGUUAUUAAAGUACAAUGUUUACCCAGAGUUCUAGCUGAAAAUGAGGUUCCGACUGUUACUUUAACAAAUGGCAGUAUGUUUUUGAAAGCAUUAACCCCAUCUCCUGCUAACACGAGUACGGGCGAAUGUUCUGUGGUUUUAUUCUAUUCUUCGCAGUGUGCUUUCUCUGCAAGAAUGGCUCCACAUUUUAAUGCACUUCCUAGGGUAUUUCCAGACAUAGCCUUUUAUGCUGUUGAUAUUCUUCAAACUGGAAACAUCCACGUACGAUAUGGACUGGUCUUCGUGCCAAAUGUGAUGUUGUUCCACAAUUCCAAGCCUGUUGGCAGGUUUAAUGAAACAACCCUUAAUUUAGAGCAAUUUGUGAAAUUUAUUCAUAAAUUUACAGGUUUACAACAUAAUGGAACUUUGAAUGUGACAUCUGCUGAUAUGAGUGGUCCCGUUCCUUCUUCAAUAGUGAAAAAAACUGACUAUGUUUUAAUUUUAGCAUGGGCAUUUACUAUAUGCUGCCUGUGUUUUGGUUUCCUGAAAUCAUCCAUCUGUCAUCGCAUUGUAGAAUUUUUGAAGAACACAUGGCAAGAAGCUGCUGCUGCACAACAUGAACAUGAAGAUUGAUGUUUUACAAAGCUGUCAUGUGUCUUAAAGUUUCAUGACUCGUUCAUUUGAUGUAAGGAAUAAAUGUUGGAUCUGUAUUGAACUUCUCUGAUAGAGUGGAUGAUCAGUGUGCUUCUCACUAGGGUGGAUCGAAAAAAAUGAAAUUUCAAAUCUUAAUUUGGAAUACCUGCCAAAAGCUGUGCAUGUGUAAGUACAAUACACAUGUAAAAUAUUAUCAAGUUUGAACAACUCCUUGAGGGUCCUACCAAAGGCUUGAAUUUUUUCCAAAAAUAGGAAAAAGGUCAAUUUUCCAAAAUUUUUAUGAAAAUAAUAAGGUUCAAAAUUUGUGUUCUAAUAUCAUUAAAAUGUUUCCUUUUAACACGCUUUUCAUGUAUCUUCAAAAUUAUUUACAUGCUUUGCAGUAUUAGGUUUGCACACAAUUUCGUGAAAUUUCCAAAAACUGACUUUUUUCAAGCUUUUUUGCACAUGGCAAUAUUUUUUUCUCUUAAAGUAGAAUUUGUUUUUGCAAUGACUGUGCAGAAUGCAGUUUUAAAUGGAAAUUAUACUUCAUUACAUUAACAGCCCAGCACCUACGACAAGGAGCGUAAUUGCUUCAAACUGGAUCAGUGGUAAAUUGUCGCACCUGUCUAGCAAUUUACCUAUUGGUCCUGCGAAAAUUCACAUGGACCAGCAGUUUCACCAACAAGUAAAGUGAACAGGCGACGCAAAGGCUGCUCGGAUGCAGUUCGUAGAUUAAUCAUGGUUCAGGAUGUCCACUUUUAUUCUCUAUGGCCGCAAUUGCAUCAUUCUUUUUUCUGGUAUUCGUGGCCGUGCCAUCACAGCCGAAAGCUAAGAUCCUUAAGGCUUAAACAAAUUUUCAGUUCAAAAAUCACAUUGCUGUCGCGACAUGUUUUCCCGUUCCAGAAGUUGGCGUCACGUGACCCAAAUAAAGAGAAUUGGAUUUUUCAACCAUGGAUUCCUAUGAUUCUUCCAUGGUAUCUGUCUCCGACCAUAUCUUUUUGUCAUAGUUUUGUCUUUUCGGCUAUCGAAAAAUGUACUUUUCAAACCCUUUCACUUCUAGUUUGCAGGUUUUGAAGAGAAGCACUUACUUCGUCUGUGACACUUCUGUUGCUGUCUUCGAAUUUUAUUUCUAUCAACUUUAGAGCGGUAAUUAUUUGACACAGUACCAAAAUCUUGUAAUGUUUCUGAAGCAAUUGCUACAGCACAUCGCACAUCUGUCAGAAAUGCCGUACUGGUAGCACACUGUUUAUAGCGUUGGCAGAGAAAGCCUCAUUUGGUCCACUUUUGAAGUGACAUCAACACCAAAAGAUGUUGAUGGCUCUGUUGGCAGGAGUAUAGCCAUUGCAAUUUUUUUUCUUCUGGAAUUGAAACGAAACUUUGCUGUUCCUCAUCAGUGUUAUUACAGCAUCUCGUUACAUAAGUGAAAAUCUGAAAAAAAUAUUGAUCCUGUCAUUCAACGAAAUACCUAUUUUUGCCACCCGGAAAAAAUUUUCUUAACAGUGAUCACUGAUGAACGAAAGUACAUCAGAGAACUGGGUUUGCAAAGAUUUUGAAGGCCAGACAAUUGGUUUCUGUUCAUGAAGGAAUAAGAGAAUUCUAUAAUUCAAAGAUUAACUUUAAUGCAUCAGACUACUAUAAUGUUAUCAACCGGCAAGAAUGUGCAAUAACUGCUACCCCUCUUCUAUUUUAGCUGGCAUAUCUAAUUAAAAUAUUCAACAAUAGAUUAAAAACACCAACGCCGAUUUUGCAUUCGUUUAGUUCCCCUGUCACACGCAGGUGGUGGAACGCUGUGCUAAUAUGGUGACAGAAGCUUCUUUGUUUGUGUUUAGUUAAUCAGCGAAAGAUGGCUUCAUAUGAGCAAAAAUCAAACCUCGAAGUAUCAGGUCAUCGUUUGAAUCAAAAAAUGAUUUCAAAGAGGUUUCAUGAAUGGAUGUGACAAACUGACUAUUUUAUGAGGCUUUAACUAAUUGAUACUUUUUAAUUUCCUCAUUUUGUCAUAUACAUUCUUUGUAACCAAUGCACUUCUCACUAUGGUUUUUAGUUAAUACAACUAAAUCAUUUUGAUAGUUUACUUCUAAUGUAAAAUGAAUAAUACAUUUAAACUUAAUACAUGUGGCUCGGCAGAUGGAAAAGGUAGAAUGGAACUCGAAAUGCAGCCAUUUCUUUUUAUUGGAUUCAGGGCUAUUAAUGUAAUAAAGUUUAACUUCACUUCCGUUUAAAACUGCAUUCUGUACAGGCGUUGUAAAAAAGAAAAGUUGACUUUAAAAGAAGAAAUAUUGCAAUGUGCAAAAAAGUUUUAAAAAAGUCAGUUUUUGGUUAAUUUCGCGAAACUUUACGGCUUAUGUGCGAACUUAAUAGUGCAAAGACUGUAAAUAAUUGGGAAGAUACAUGAAAAGAGUGUUCGAAGGAAGCAUUUUAACUGUAUUAUAACAAAAAUUUUAAACACUAGUAUUUUCAUAAAAAUUUUGGAAAAUUGACCUUUUUUUCUAUUUUUUUGAGAAAUUCAAGCCUUGGUAGGACCCUUAAAGAGUUGUUCAAACUUGAUAAUAUUUUACAUGUGUGUUGUACUUACACAUGCACAGCUUUUGGCAGGUAUUCCUAAUUGAGAUUCCAAAUUUCGUUUUUUUCGAUCCACCCUACUUCUCACCCAUGAAUCUGCAUCUGUGUAAAAUACUGAACACCAACAACUUCAUCACCAGAUAAAAGUGUGUGUGUGUGUGUGUUUUUUUUUUAGUAACAAAACUGUACCUCUAUCUGUAUAAUGCAAAAGAAAA
Molecule: messenger RNA, 3765 nt
Organism: Uloborus diversus
Lineage: Eukaryota; Metazoa; Arthropoda; Arachnida; Araneae; Uloboridae
Product: thioredoxin domain-containing protein 15-like
Exons: 6
Coding region: 104-991 (295 amino acids)
Biological process (GO): cilium assembly
Cellular component (GO): cilium
Source: RefSeq, a predicted model, not a curated record